CUUUCCCUUUCCUACUCCUCCCAAGCUACUACCACUUCCUCGCUCGCCACCUGCUGCUUCCUCCCGACUUCGUCUUCCCCGGCCAGCCAGCUCCAAUCCAAUCCAAUCCUACUAGUACUAGUACCAGCCUCCCCCCCGGCAAUCCGCACCGCCUCUCUCUCUCUCUUCUCCGCCACCCCGUCCCGUUCACGCCACUCCAAGUACGCCCGCGCGCCCACGCCAUUACUCCGUCCGACCUCCGCUCUGACCCGGUCCUUGAUUCCAAACUGGAAUGAUCGGCAGCUCAUCGAUCUAGGCGCGCGGACUCCAUGGCAUCCACCAACGGCGGCGGGCUGCGGCACAGCAACAGCAGCCGCCUGGCGCGCAUGUCCUACUCGGGGGACCGCGACGUCCACUCCGCCGCAGCCGCCCCCGCCACCACCGACCGGCCCAUGGUCACCUUCGCCCGCCGCACGCAGUCCGGCCGGUACGUGAGCUACUCGCGCGACGACCUGGACAGCGAGCUGGACGCCGCGGGCGCCUUCUCGCCGGACCGGGACGACGAGUACCUCAGCUACCACGUGCACAUCCCGGCGACGCCCGACAACCAGCCGGCCAUGGACCCGGCCAUCUCGGCGCGGGUCGAGGAGCAGUACGUGUCCAACUCGCUCUUCACGGGCGGCUUCAACAGCGUCACGCGCGCGCACCUCAUGGACAAGGUCACCGAGUCGGACGCCAGCCACCCGCAGAUGGCCGGCGCCAAGGGGUCGUCCUGCGCCGUGCGCGGCUGCGACGGCAAGGUCAUGAGCGACGAGCGCGGGCUCGACAUCCUGCCCUGCGAGUGCGACUUCAAGAUCUGCGCCGACUGCUUCGGGGACGCCGUCAAGAACGCCGCCGGCGCCGCGCUAUGUCCCGGGUGCAAGGAGCCCUACAAGUCCACGGAGAUGGAGGACCUCACUGGCGGUCAGCCGACGCUCUCGCUGCCCCCGCCGCCCGGCGGCGCCCCCGCGUCCAGGAUGGAGCGCCGGCUCUCCAUUGUGCGCUCGCAGAAGGCCAUGACCAGGAGCCAGACCGGCGACUGGGAUCACAACCGCUGGCUGUUCGAGACCAAGGGCACCUAUGGCUACGGGAAUGCAAUCUGGCCAAAGGAGAACGAGGUGGAAAACAACGGUGGUGGCGGCGGAGGCGGCCUCGGUGGCUCCGAUGGCCAGCCUGCGGAGUUCACCAGCAAGCCAUGGAGGCCGCUCACUCGGAAGCUCAAGAUCCCGGCUGCAAUCCUUAGCCCAUACAGGCUUCUUGUUCUUAUCCGCCUGGCUGUUCUUGUUCUGUUCCUUCACUGGAGAAUCAAACACAAGAAUCAGGACGCAAUGUGGCUAUGGGGCAUGUCCGUUGUUUGCGAACUCUGGUUUGGCUUCUCUUGGAUCUUGGAUACGCUUCCAAAGUUGUGCCCUAUUAACCGAGCAACUGACCUCGCUGUCCUGAAGGACAAAUUUGAAACCCCAACGCCGUCAAAUCCCAAUGGAAGAUCUGAUCUGCCAGGGCUUGAUUUAUUUGUGUCCACUGCUGAUCCGGAGAAAGAACCUCCAUUAGUCACGGCAAACACCAUUCUGUCCAUCCUUGCUGCUGACUAUCCUGUCGAGAAGCUUGCUUGCUAUGUAUCUGAUGAUGGAGGUGCUCUUCUCACAUUUGAAGCGAUGGCUGAAGCUGCUAGCUUUGCUAACAUGUGGGUUCCUUUUUGCCGCAAACACACCAUUGAACCUCGCAAUCCUGACAGCUACUUCAGCCUGAAGAAGGACCCAUACAAGAACAAGGUACGCUCAGACUUUGUCAAGGACAGAAGGAGGAUCAAGAGGGAGUAUGAUGAGUUCAAGGUCAGGAUCAAUGGGUUGCCUGACUCAAUUCGUCGCCGCUCCGAUGCUUACCAUGCCAGAGAAGAAAUCAAGGCCAUGAAGAGGCAGCGUGAAGCUGCUCUUGAUGACGCAGUGGAGGCUGUUAAAAUUGCUAAAGCUACCUGGAUGGCUGAUGGCACACAUUGGCCUGGUACCUGGAUUCAGCCAUCCGCGGAGCAUAUGAAAGGUGACCAUGCUGGAAUCAUUCAGGUAAUGCUGAAACCACCUAGUGAUGAUCCCUUGUACGGCAGCAAUGGUGAAGAAGGCACACCCCUUGACUUCACUGACAUCGACAUCCGUCUUCCUAUGUUGGUCUAUGUAUCCCGAGAAAAGCGCCCAGGCUAUGACCACAACAAGAAGGCUGGUGCGAUGAAUGCCCUAGUCCGUUCAUCUGCUGUCAUGUCAAAUGGACCUUUCAUCCUCAACCUGGAUUGUGAUCAUUAUGUCUACAACUCCCAAGCUUUCCGUGAAGGCAUGUGUUUCAUGAUGGACCGGGGUGGUGACCGUCUUGCCUAUGUCCAGUUCCCGCAACGGUUUGAGGGCAUUGAUCCAUCAGAUCGCUAUGCUAACCACAACACUGUGUUCUUUGAUGUCAAUAUGCGUGCACUGGAUGGCCUCAUGGGACCAGUCUACGUCGGCACUGGCUGUCUAUUCCGCCGUGUUGCUCUGUAUGGAUUUGAUCCUCCACGCUCCACGGAACAUGGUGGCUGCUGCAGCUGUUGCUUCCCGCAGAAGCGCAAGAUCAAGGGCAAUACUUCCUCAGCUACAUCUGAAGAGACAAGGGCUUUGCGUAUGGCAGAUUUUGAUGAUGAGGAGAUGAACAUGUCAACAUUUCCCAAGAGGUUUGGUAACUCAAACUUCCUCAUCAACUCAAUUCCAAUUGCCGAGUUCCAAGGGCGUCCGCUUGCUGAUCACCCUGGUGUCAAGAAUGGCCGUCCUCCUGGUGCCCUCACCGUGCCUCGGGACCUUCUUGACGCUUCCACGGUUGCUGAGGCUAUUAGUGUCAUCUCAUGCUGGUAUGAAGACAAGACAGAGUGGGGUCAGCGUGUUGGAUGGAUUUAUGGUUCAGUCACGGAGGAUGUUGUCACAGGUUACCGGAUGCACAACCGUGGAUGGAAGUCAGUGUACUGUGUGACCAAGCGUGAUGCUUUCCGUGGCACUGCACCCAUCAACCUUACUGACCGUCUCCACCAGGUGCUCCGAUGGGCUACUGGUUCAGUGGAGAUCUUCUUCUCCCGGAACAACGCGCUGCUGGCGAGCCGAAGGAUGAAGCUUCUUCAGAGGAUUGCGUACCUGAACGUGGGCAUCUACCCGUUCACGUCCAUCUUCCUCAUCGUCUACUGCUUCCUGCCAGCGCUGUCCCUCUUCUCGGGGCAGUUCAUCGUGCAGGCGCUCGACGUGACCUUCCUCACCUACCUGCUCGUGAUCACUCUGACGCUGGUCAUGCUGGCGGUGCUCGAGAUCAAGUGGUCAGGCAUCAACCUGGAGGAAUGGUGGAGGAACGAGCAGUUCUGGCUCAUCGGAGGAACCAGCGCUCACCUUGCCGCCGUGCUCCAGGGUCUCCUCAAGGUCAUCGCCGGCAUCGAGAUCUCCUUCACGCUGACGUCCAAAUCCGGCGCAGAGGACGAGAACGACGAGUACGCCGACCUGUACAUCGUCAAGUGGACGUCGCUCAUGCUCCCGCCCAUCGUGAUCAUGAUGGUGAACCUGAUCGCCAUCGCCGUCGGGUUCAGCCGCACCAUCUACAGCGAGAUCCCGCAGUGGAGCAGGCUCCUGGGUGGCGUGUUCUUCAGCUUCUGGGUGCUAGCCCACCUGUACCCGUUCGCCAAGGGCCUCAUGGGGAGACGCGGGCGGACGCCGACCAUCGUCUUCGUCUGGGCAGGCCUCAUCGCCAUCACCAUCUCCCUCCUGUGGGUCGCCAUCAACCCGCCGUCCCAGAACUCGCAGAUCGGAGGCUCCUUCACGUUCCCCUGAUCGCAACAUCUCUUAUAUAUCAUAAUAUGAAUUCAUAUACCAUUUGUCCCAGCAGCUGUAGCAGCCUUCUUCCUGGAGCUAGCUGAUGGGGAGUAAAUUCUGACUCUUCCCUGUGGUUAAACUAGGUAUUUUUUGUGUUCUCGAAAAACUGUGGAUCAUACUAGUUCGUUUGUUCUUUUUAUUCUGUUGCUGAGAUGAGGUGAGAUGUGGUUCUGUUUGGACCUGGACAACAUCAAUCAAGUACAAAAAUUCAGAAGUUGUAGCAA
Lolium rigidum is the source of this 4108-nucleotide messenger RNA. Its product is annotated as cellulose synthase-like protein D2. The record is from RefSeq and is a predicted model, not a curated record. Gene Ontology annotation, molecular function: cellulose synthase (UDP-forming) activity; mannan synthase activity. Gene Ontology annotation, biological process: plant-type primary cell wall biogenesis; cellulose biosynthetic process. Gene Ontology annotation, cellular component: trans-Golgi network; plasma membrane. The coding region runs from base 309 to 3842 and encodes 1177 amino acids. Lineage: Eukaryota; Viridiplantae; Streptophyta; Magnoliopsida; Poales; Poaceae. The transcript is spliced from 4 exons.